Molecule: messenger RNA, 1119 nt
Organism: Lizanozyma spartinae
Lineage: Eukaryota; Fungi; Ascomycota; Pichiomycetes; Serinales; Debaryomycetaceae
Product: multifunctional nuclease
Exons: 2
Coding region: 1-1119 (372 amino acids)
Cellular component (GO): cytoplasm; nucleus
Molecular function (GO): 5'-3' exonuclease activity; DNA binding; 5'-flap endonuclease activity
Source: RefSeq, a predicted model, not a curated record
AUGGGUGUUAAAGGACUCAAUCAAUUGAUCAAGGAGUUCUCUCCUGGGGCAUACAAAGAGUUCCAGUUAAAGAACCUUUUCGGCCGGAAAGUAGCCAUAGAUGCCCUGAUGUGUUUAUACCAAUUCCUCAUAGCGGUCAGACAGAGUGACGGGGCGCAAUUGACUAGUGAGGACGGAGAAACAACAUCUCAUUUGCUGGGGAUGUUCUAUCGGACAAUCCGAUUAGUUGAGAAUGGGAUUAAACCCGUUUACGUAUUUGACGGGAAACCACCAGUUCUUAAGGGCGGAGAAUUGGCCAAACGGUCUGCCCGUCGUGAAGAUGCUCAAAGUUCAUUGGAUAAAGUUAAAGAAGAGGGCACUAUAGAAGACGUUAUGAAAUACGAGAAAAGAUUGGUGAGUGUGUCACGUGACCAGAACGAUGAAGCCAAGAAGCUUUUGCAGUUGAUGGGUAUACCAUUAGUUGAAGCACCAUGUGAGGCUGAAGCUCAAUGUGCUGAGUUGGCUAAGUCUGGGAAAGUGUUUGGAGCUGCCAGUGAAGAUAUGGAUACUUUAUGUUACAAGCCACCAUAUUUUUUGCGUCAUUUAACCUUUGCCGAAGCUAGAAAGAUGCCCAUAGAUGAAAUAGCUUAUGAACAAGCCAUUGAAGGGUUAGAUAUGGAUCAUAAUACUUUCAUUGAUUUAUGUAUCCUUUUAGGCUGUGAUUAUUGUGAUACCAUCAAGGGAGUUGGACCCAAAACUGCAUUAAAAUUAAUUAAAGAACAUGGAUCUUUGGAGAAGAUUGUUGAAUAUAUUGAGAGCCAAAAGGAUCUGAAAUAUAAGAUACCGGUUGACUGGCCUUAUAAGGAAGCACGAGAAUUAUUCUUGAAUCCAGAGGUUACACCUGGUAAAGAUGUAACUAUCAGAUGGCAAGAACCGGAUGUUGAAGGUCUUGUGGAAUAUAUGGUAAAACAAAAGGGGUUUAGUGAAGACCGUAUACGGAGUGGAGCUGAAAAGUUGAAGAAGGCAUUAAAGGGAGGAGUUCAAGGUAGAUUGGAUGGAUUUUUCACAGUAGUAGCUAAGCCGAAACGAACAGCAGCUAAAGACGAUAAGAAGACACCUGCUAAAAAGAGACGGAGAUAA